Boleophthalmus pectinirostris (great blue-spotted mudskipper) is the source of this 918-nucleotide messenger RNA. RefSeq names its product protein scribble homolog. NCBI's taxonomy places the organism in Eukaryota, Metazoa, Chordata, Actinopteri, Gobiiformes, Gobiidae. The transcript is spliced from 6 exons. Gene Ontology annotation, molecular function: protein binding. The record is from RefSeq and is a predicted model, not a curated record. The coding region runs from base 1 to 918 and encodes 305 amino acids.
AUGAUCUGUCCUCAACAGGAUGGAGUAGGCCCAUGGCCUGAGCCAGAUGCUCUCCCACAGUUCGUCCAUCAUCAGCGAGGGGAGACUCAAAAGGGCAGAAUAGUUCAGGAGCACAUUGCUCUAAAUGUGGGCUCCAGUGUCUAUGGAGAACCCCCUCUCCCCAAAAAUCUCUGCCUCAUCAGAAAAGAACCCAGACCAGCCCCAAGUCCAGAAGAGAGUCUGCCAUGGGACGUCCCACAAGGACCACUGAAAUUACAGAUCAGAGUGAGUGGCCAGAGGGGUAGUUUGGGGAUUAGCAUUGCUGGUGGAAAAGGCUCUUUGCCCUACAAACAACAGGAUGAAGGCAUUUUCAUUUCCAGAGUGACAGAAGGAGGGCCCUCAGAAAAGGCAGGGGUCCAUGUUGGAGACCGACUCCUUGAGGUCAACGGACUCAGCAUGCAAGAGGCCACCCACCAGCACGCGGUCAGCGCCCUGAGGAAUGCUGGGAGCUCCAUCCGGAUCAAGGUGCUCAGAGACCCGCUGACCCCCCGGGAAGAGGCCCUAGAUGUACAGGUCAACCCGGGCAAACUGUUAAACCGCCAGGAAGCCCCGGCCAACGGGGGGAAGGCGCACAAAACGCACAGCACGCACAACUGUUUGUCCAACAAGAUCGAGGCGGUGCUCUGUAAUGGAAACGGAGUGGUUGAUUUGAAAAAAGACAUACGCUUGACUGAAAUAAAGAAAGAACCUCCAACCAAUGAAGAUUCACACCUGGAGAAACACACAAUGCCAAUCCCGCGGAUCAUCCUCACUCAUCCCUCUACGUCAGAUGAAGAUGUGGAGCUGCUGACACGGAGCCCGGGCACAGAGCAGUCCUUUGCCUUUGACAUUUGUGAGCACGUCCCUGACUGUUUCGACAACGCUUUUUACCCACCUUGA